Perognathus longimembris pacificus (Pacific pocket mouse) is the source of this 1683-nucleotide messenger RNA. RefSeq names its product chitinase 3 like 1 (gene Chi3l1). Gene Ontology annotation, biological process: chitin catabolic process; carbohydrate metabolic process. The record is from RefSeq and is a predicted model, not a curated record. Gene Ontology annotation, molecular function: chitin binding. Lineage: Eukaryota; Metazoa; Chordata; Mammalia; Rodentia; Heteromyidae. The coding region runs from base 65 to 1216 and encodes 383 amino acids. The transcript is spliced from 11 exons. Gene Ontology annotation, cellular component: extracellular region.
UCUAGGCAGCAAGGUCCCGGAGCUUGCAGGCGCUAGGGGACACCAGGCAUACAGCACAGCCAGGAUGGGCCCCAGGGUGGCUUCCGCAGGCUUUGCGGUCUUGGUGCUGCUCCAGUGCUGCGCUGCCUACAAGCUGGUUUGCUACUACACCAACUGGUCCCAGUACCGGGAAGGGGAUGGGAGCUGCUUCCCAGAUGCCAUCGACCACCGCCUCUGCACCCACAUCAUCUACAGCUUCGCCAACAUAAGCAACAAUGAGAUUGACAUCUGGGAGUGGAAUGACGUGACCCUCUACGGCAUGCUCAACGCGCUCAAAACCAGGAACCCCAAUCUGAAGACUCUCCUGUCUGUCGGAGGAUGGAACUUUGGCUCCCAAAGGUUUUCCAGGAUCGCUUCCAACACCCGGAGACGCAGGACAUUCAUCAGGUCUGUGCCCACGUUUCUGAGGGAGCAUGGCUUUGAUGGGCUGGACCUGGCCUGGCUCUACCCCGGACCGAAAGACAAGCAGCAUUUUACCACCCUGAUCAAGGAAAUGAAGGCCGAGUUCACAAAGGAGGUCCAGCCGGGAAAGGAGCAGCUGUUGCUCAGCGCAGCGUUGUCCGCAGGCAAAGUCGUCAUCGACAGUGGCUAUAACAUUGCCCAGAUAGCUAAACACCUGGAUUUCAUCAGCAUCAUGGCCUACGAUUUCCACGGAGCCUGGCGUCAGACCGCAGGGCAUCACAGCCCGCUGUUCCGGGGCCAGCAGGAUGCCAGUCCUGACAGAUUCAGCAAUGUUGACUUUGCUGUGGGGUACAUGUUGAGGCUGGGGGCCCCAGCCAACAAACUGGUGAUGGGCAUCCCCACCUUUGGGAAGAGCUUCACCCUGGUUUCUUCUGAGACCGGUAUCGGGGCUCCAAUCUCGGGGCCAGGAAUAGCAGGCCGCUACACCCAGGAGGAAGGGACCCUCGCCUACUAUGAGGUCUGCGACUUCCUCCACGGGGCGACAGUUCACAGAGCCCUCGGCCAGCAGGUCCCCUACGCCACCAAAGGCAACCAGUGGGUGGGGUACGAUGACAUCCAGAGCAUCAAGAGCAAGGUGCAGUACCUGAAAAACAGGCAUCUGGCAGGCGCCAUGGUGUGGGCCCUCGAUCUGGAUGACUUCCGGGGCUCCUUCUGCGGCCAGAACCAACGCUUCCCGCUCACCCAGGCCGUCAAGGACGCGCUCGCUGCGGCCUAGCCGCGUCCUCCGGCUCUGGCUGGCCAGGAUCCAGAUCACCUGCCCUGCUCUGUCCCCCAGCUGAGCCUCAGUUUCCCUCCCUUGGACACCAUGCAGAGGGCCCCAGACGGCACUGAGCUUGGAGCUCAGCCCCGAGGGUCAGGGAGGCAGCCUGGGGUCUGUGGGGUCAGCCAGGGCCUCACGCACCCACCCGGUGUAGGACACAGGAGUGGGACGUUCCCCCCCCCCCCCCCCCCCGCAGGUGGCUGCCCAGCUCCUUCACCCCCCAGGGCUCCGAUCAAAGGGCACCAUCUGGCAAGCCGUGUCACCCUGCAGGCCGGCAUCCCAGGAGAGGCGGUGGCCAUACUAAUUAUACCCCCUGCAAAGCUCAACUUGAAACCUCCACUUGGGAACAUAAUCGCGCCUCCCAUCCUGCUUCCCUUUCCUGAUUCCACAGCUGCUCAAUAAAGAACCCCGGCUCCACAGCA